This is a messenger RNA of Symbiodinium natans, 1842 nucleotides long. The record is from the annotation of a GenBank genome assembly. Lineage: Eukaryota; Dinophyceae; Suessiales; Symbiodiniaceae.
AUGACUCUGAAUAUCGACGUCUCAGGCCGCGACCUUUCGCUUCCCAAAUCUGUGGCUAAAUUGGGUGCGGCAGCUUGGAACGACCAGGAGGGCCUGUCUCAAGUGAGACACAUCCUGGACAAGAGCUGCAACGCCCGGACGGUGCAGGAGGCUUUGCAAGAGGUCCGAGGUUUUGCAAGCCUCGGGCACAAUUUGUGGGCCUAUGCAUACCUGCGGAUGCUGCACCACAAGGACUCCAACUUGUUCUACCGGACGCUGCUUGCUGAGCCGGCCUAUCUGAUGCCCAUUGUCUACACCCCGACAGUGGGUGAGGCCUGCCAGAAGUUCGGAACGUUGCCCUUUCUGCCCCGCGGUUGCUACGUGUCGCUGUCUGAUCGUGGAAACGUGAAGGCUGUCCUCAAAGAGUACGCUGAGGCUCAUCUGCCCAAAGACUCGACCGGCAAGCCACAAUGCCAGUGCAUUGUCUUUUCAGAUGGUGGCCGCAUUCUGGGCCUUGGUGAUCUGGGUACCUGGGGGAUGGGCAUUCCCAUUGGAAAAUUGGACCUGUAUACAGUUUGUGGCGGAUUUGAUCCUCACAGGACGAUCCCCGUGAUGAUCGAUGCCGGCUGCAGUGAUGCAAGCGGGAACUCUGCAAAGCUCACGAUCCGAGAUCACGACCUGUACACUGGGCUGAAGCAAAAUCGUGUAAAGCACACGUCCAAGCAGGGUACCGAGGUGAACACUGCCUACUACGGCCCAGAUUCCUUCAUUGGGGAGUUCAUGACUGCUGCAUCUGAACUCUUCGGACGAAGCUGCCUACUACAAUUCGAGGAUUUCAAUUCCAAUGAUGCCUUCCCACUUCUGGAGGAGUACCGAUCCAAGUUCCUGACAUACAAUGAUGACAUCCAGGGAACGGCUUCUGUGGCAGUGGCAGCGGUGCUGGGAGGCAUCAAGCUGAACAAGCCACUUUGCACCGAUCUCUUGCCAGAGCUGAAAGGUCUCCGCUUUCUGUUUCACGGGGCUGGCUCAGCCAAUCUCGGCAGCGCAAGCUUGAUGCUGAAGGAAGCUGGCGUCCCAGAAUCAUCAGUCCUCGUGACAAAUUCGAAGGGUGUCAUUUGGAAGUCUGCAGAUGGCAAGAAGGGCACCUUCAAGAACGACGAGCAAAAAGCAGUUGCCCGCGUGGGAGAGCCCAAGGGAUACGAUGCAACCAAUCUUGUCUCCAUUAUCAAGAACCACAAGCCUGAUGUCCUUGUGGGCGCGGUUGGCCGUGCACCAGGAUGCUUUACAAAGGAAGUGGUACAGGAAAUGGUGCAAGUGCAAGCUGCGAAGGGUGGAAAAUUCCGGCCCAUCAUCUUUGCCCUGUCCAAUCCCAUGACCCAAGCGGAGCUCACGGCCGAGGAUUGCUACACAUUUUCCGACGGCAAGGCGAUCUUCGGCUCUGGGACCAGGUUCGCACCGGUGACGGUGCAGGGCAAGACGCGCACGCCAGGCCAAGUCAACAACUUCUUCGUCUUCCCUGGCAUGUCCUUCGGAGCGAUGUGCUGUGAAGCGAGCCACAUCCCGGACGGACUCUUCAUGGAGGCUGCCGAGGCCGUGGCCAAUUCGCUGGACAAGGAGGACGUGGAGGCCGACUCCGUCCUACCGAGCACGGGGCGGAUCCGUGAGGUGGGUCACAACGUGGCGGUGAGGGUCGUUUUGGCAGCUCAGAAGGCCGGAAUUGCUCAGAAGAAGCUGGGGGACACAGCGGAGGCCGUGAGUUCGGAGAUUGCCGCGAAGAAGUGGGAGCCCGAAGCUGCAGGUGUUCCGAAGAUUGUCAUGGAAGAAGAGAGUGGUCCGAGCUGCUCAGCAUGCCGCGUUGCCUGA